Molecule: messenger RNA, 1890 nt
Organism: Apis dorsata (giant honeybee)
Lineage: Eukaryota; Metazoa; Arthropoda; Insecta; Hymenoptera; Apidae
Exons: 5
Coding region: 523-1461 (312 amino acids)
Cellular component (GO): nucleoplasm
Molecular function (GO): nucleic acid binding
Source: RefSeq, a predicted model, not a curated record
UCUUAUCCCUAAACUAAUCUAAUUCUAAAACAAUACGAUAUAAUAGGACACCCGUUAUUUCUUUUCUCAUUUCACUACAGUACGAGUCAUGACGCCAUGACACUAUAAAUUAUACUAAUUUCUAGCAUUAUUCGCAAUGUGGAAAUUUAUUUGGCUAUUGUACAUUUAGUGUUUCUUGUAUAUCAAAAUACUAAAAGCAUUGUGAUAAUUAUUAAUACAUAUAAAUAUUUAUAAUUCAUUUAAAAUUUAUUGAAACAAUGAUAUCUUUCAAAAUAUUAACAAGUUGAUAUAAAAUAUUUAUAAAGUUACUAUAAUUACUAUACUAAAAAUUUUAGUGAAAAAUAUAAUAAUAUAAAUCAUGGAUAAUUGUACUAUAACAAAACUUCCUCAUCAUAUACAACAAAAAUUGUGUAAUACACGACCUCCUUAUAGGCAGGGAAAAAAAUUAACAUCUGUGAAGGUAGCAUUGUGAACUUCUCUAUGUAACAGGUUUAUACAAUAAAUGAUGAAUCAAAACAUUUAAUGAUAUGUGGAGUACCAAAACUCCAAUUAGGUGAAGAAAUAAAAAAACUUGUUGAAUCUUAUGGUAAUAUAAAAAAAAUUCACAUAGUUCAUGAUUAUCCCACAGAAGAGUUUACAGAAGCAUAUUAUAUACAAUAUGUUCAUAUACAAAGUGCAAGAAUAGCAAAACGAUUCAUUGAUGAUAAAAAUUUUUAUGGAGGUUCAUUACAUGUUUUUUAUGUACCUGAACUUGAAAGUAUCUCAGAAACUAAAGAAAAACUUCUUCAACGUCAAAAAGAUGUAAAUAUACGUAUUAAAAAAAAUCAACAAGAUCUAAAGAAUCCAAAUAUCAAUAAAUUUAUUCCUAAAGAACAAUAUAAUAGAAGAAAGAGAACACCUGCUUUACCGCUUACAAAAGAGCGUCUUAUUCAACAGUAUCCUGGAAAAACUUUAUCAUCUAUUUACGAUGGUAUACCACAAAAUCUAGAUCCAAGAUUAGUAUGUCAAUCCAAUCUACCAUCUACUUCAUUUGAAUAUUCAAAUAAUGCAUCUAUAUUAAAAGUUCCUUAUCAUUCAACUGAAGCUAUUAUUAAGACAAGUGUACCUAAAGAAACUAUAUUAAAAUCAAAUUAUACUAAAAACAAAAGAAAAAAUUAUAAAGGACAAUAUAUUAAUAAUAAUGUAAAAGUUAGACUUGUUAAACCACAACUUGUAGAUACAAGUACUAUAGUAAAGUGGGAUAUUUCAAAUAAAAAUAUAUUUUCUAAUCCAAAAAAAAUUGAUAGUAAUAUAACUAUUAAAUUAAUACCAAAAAAUGAUGUUGAGAAAAAAAGGAUUAUAAUAAAAGAUCCAAGUGUAUCCCAGUUGGUACAACCAAGUGAAAAUCUGCAAUUGUCAAUUAAAGAAGCUAAAUCGCAAAUACGAGCGGCCAUGCAAAUGAAUAAUAAGGAAAAUCCAUGAUUUUUUAUUACAUUAAAAUAUGUAAUAGAGAAAAAAAUUCUUUUUUAAGAAAAUUAUUUAUUUUAUAUUAAAUAAAUACAUUAUUGCAAUUAAUUUUUUACAUUUAUGUUUACAAUUAAUUUUUACAAUUAUUUAAAUUUUUAUAUAAAAAUAAUUCUAUAAAAGAUAUAAACUAUGUCUAAACUUUUCUUAUAAAAAUUAAUAAUCUUAAAUAAUAACAGUUGAAUCUGGAUCCCAUUGUACACCAUUUAAUUUAGAUUUUACAAAAUAUUUUUUAUGCGGUGAUGUAUUUUCUUUUAAUAUUUUUGAGACAACAUUUCUAUUCUUAAACACCUGUUGUGGUGACUUUGUUAACAGUGUUUGUAUUUGUUCAUUAUUUGAACGAUUUCCAAGAGGAGUUCGAAUCUGAAAAUAAAAAUAUGCAUAUAA